Molecule: messenger RNA, 1424 nt
Organism: Coniophora puteana RWD-64-598 SS2
Lineage: Eukaryota; Fungi; Basidiomycota; Agaricomycetes; Boletales; Coniophoraceae
Exons: 3
Coding region: 58-1419 (453 amino acids)
Source: RefSeq, a predicted model, not a curated record
GGGACUUCCACUGCUUAGCUUCGACCCCCCACUCGCCUUCAAGAGAACACCCAAAUCAUGGCCGUUGCCUCCGUAUUUGCUCAAUUUCUUUUUACACUUGAUGCUGAGGUUGACAAAAUUGCAAGAACCCCUUUCACUCAGUUCUAUGGGACGAACUACAAUACUUCAUCAAGCAUCGAGAAGAGUCAAAUCGGCAACAUUAUUGAAAAGAUAACUACGAUCGUCCAUGAGAUUGACUCUGUUGUAGAGCGACUAGCCGAACGGAAGGCCUCGCUUGAGUCUAUGAAGCGCGAACACUCCCGAUUUUGCUCGGUAAUGGGACGGGUACCAGGGGACGUCUUAUCCAUCAUCUUCGAGUACAGCAUCCCCUCCCAUACAAGAAGCAGAAGCGGUUUUUCCCAGUUCACUGCCUCGCUUUCCUUCAACGUCUCUGGCGUUUGCCAAUGGUGGCGGACUGUUGCACUCCGCAAUCCAAAAUUAUGGAACAAGAUCUAUCUCGAUGCGAGUAAGGUUGUACCGAACACAAGGUAUCCUCGUUUCACCGAACUAGCGUCAAGAUGCCGCUUACAUCCUACGCACUUAAUGGUCCACAAUGCAAAUCUUUCCUGGAUGUCAGGAACGGAGCACGGCGCGAUCCUCGAAGCGCUGAAGACUACGUGUCAGGGGUUGGAAUUACGCUUUUCGAAUAGAAAUGGCCUUCUCCCGCGUCAACUGGACGAAUGGCUUAGUCGACAGUUUCCCAACCUGGCGUCUUUAUCUCUGCUGUCGUGUCACCUCUCUCGUCAGGUCACGGCAAAUGGUCCGCCACUUUUAGCCUUUUCUCAGUUAUCCAACCUGCAUGUUCAUUUUGCUGAGCCGAAUAAGCUCCGAGAACAUGGUGUCCGCGCCAUCUAUUAUUUGCACCUACCCCAUCUGCAACGCCUAAUCGUUCAUACUAUCCAGACGUCCUUCCGAGUAACCGUCAAUAUAAGCCGGCUGGCCACUAGCUUUCCCGGUUUAGAAGAGCUUCGCAUUCACGUCCCACUCAUUAAACUUCAGAUAUCACGGACUGAACUUGCGGCGAUGUCUCAAGAUGCUUCACGCUUCUCUCAGCUAAAGGUGUUCUCCCUGAUAACAAGUGGUGGCAGCCACCACCUCCAUAUAUUCAAGAACCUGGUGCUCCCGUCGCUUUCGGAGCUCAAUUUCCCCUUGUACUUCGCUGAGAAAGAAGGCGAGGACCCGCAUACUAUAGAAGCACUUUUCGCUCGUUCGCAUUGCCCGUUGAAGCGGAUGAAUGUGAUAAACCGCCGCAGCGAAUCAGACAGACUCUGGGUCCACAGAUGGAUCGAACGCCUGCAGAGCACUUAUCCGCAGCUUCAGCUGGUCGACGAUCGUUCAUACGAGGAUAUCAAUGGAAUCAAGGCUGCGUGGUAUUCCUAACGUAU